Drosophila ficusphila is the source of this 681-nucleotide messenger RNA. RefSeq names its product Golgi-associated plant pathogenesis-related protein 1-like. The record is from RefSeq and is a predicted model, not a curated record. Lineage: Eukaryota; Metazoa; Arthropoda; Insecta; Diptera; Drosophilidae. Bases 33 to 602 code for a protein of 189 amino acids. The transcript is spliced from 5 exons.
UACAAACUUGGAAAUUUUGGAUUGAUGCCAACAUGGACAAUGCCAGGAUAGUUUUAAGGGACACCAACAGGAAAAGGCGUCAUCAUGGAGUUCCACCUUUGACUUUGGAUCUUAAUCUCAGCGAGGAUUGCGAAAUUUAUGCUAGGAAACUUGCAAAAUCGCACAAUUACACCUAUUCCGACACCACUAAUUCUGCAUACACAGAAAAUAUAUGCAAAUACGAAGUUAAAGUGGGAAGACUCUCAAGGUGCGUUCAAAAUUGGUAUCAUGGAAGAGAAUAUGAUUUUGCAGAUCCUAGAGCUAGAACAUUCACUGCUAUGAUUUGGAGAUCUUCAAAAUAUAUGGGGCAUGGAGACGCCCAAAUAAGCCCUUCGACAGGCAUUAUGGUGGUCAGAUACACUCCCCCUGGAAAUGUUGCUGGAUUGUACACUGACAACGUGCCCCCUAGGAAAAAUAAACAUAAAAAGAAGAAAUCGAAGAAUGAGUUGGGGACUGAAAACCUUUUCAGAAACUGUGCGACUCGUCUGGAUCAUCGAUCUUCAAUGGUAUUUUCGAUUUUCUUAUGGAUAUUGGUAAAAAAAACUUUAGACAACGUUUUUUAAUUGUUAUAAACUGUUGUACAAAGCUUUGCUUACUUUAUAACCUCCCCUUGACAUAAUAAAUGUACAUAGCUUACCAAAA